UGUCCGUCUGUCCCCAGUGUCCCCCUGUGUCCGUCCGUCCCGGUGACAUCGUGGCUGCCCCGUACCCCGGGGACGGGCAGUGGUACCGGGCCCGCGUCCUGGCCAUGCUGGACAACGGCCACUGGGACCUCUACUACGUGGACUUCGGGGACAACGGGGAGGCCCCCCGGGAGGCCCUGCGGCCCCUCAGGGGGGAUUUCCUGAGCCUGCCCUUCCAGGCCAUCGAGUGCAGCCUGGCCGGGAUCGUCCCCUCGGGGAACGACUGGGAGGAGGCCGCCCUGGAGGCCUUUGAGCGGCUGACGGGCUGUGCCCAGUGGAGGCCGUUGGAGGCCCAGCUCUGCAGCUUCUGCCCGGCCUCGCCCUGGCCCCGGCCCAGCCUGCGCCUCUUCGCCCGGCACCACGGCCAGCGCCUGGACGUGGGGGCGGAGCUGGUCCGGUUGGGAUUCGCCAUCCCGGGACCCCCCGAGGACGAUUUGGGGCCGGGAUCCCAAACCCCCCCCGCGCAGGACACCCCGGACAGUGUCACCUCCACCGCCAGCCUCGUGUCCGACCCCCCCCGGAGCGCGGGGGACACCCCGGACAGCCCGUCCUGCCGGAGCCUGCCCGAUGCCACCAGCCCCGUGCCCAGGGACACCGUCACUGUCACCUGAGGGUGCGCCCGGGGACCCGGAGCUGCUCCCGGUGACACCAUCGCUGUCACCUGGAGCUGCUCCCAGUGACACCAUCGCUGUCACCUGGAGCUGCUCCCAGUGACACCAUCGCUGUCACCUGGAGCAUCUCCCUGUGACCCUGUCACUGUCACCCGGAGCUGCUCUCGGUGACACCAUCGCUGUCACCUGGAGCUGCUUCCUGUGACACCGUCACUGUCACCUGGAGCAUCUCCCUGUGAUCCUGUCACUGUCACCUGGAGCUGCUCCCAGUGACACCGUCAUUGUC
Molecule: messenger RNA, 936 nt
Organism: Pipra filicauda (Wire-tailed manakin)
Lineage: Eukaryota; Metazoa; Chordata; Aves; Passeriformes; Pipridae
Gene: TDRKH
Product: tudor and KH domain containing
Exons: 6
Coding region: 105-650 (181 amino acids)
Biological process (GO): spermatogenesis
Source: RefSeq, a predicted model, not a curated record